GGGGCAGACUCGAUACAUACUUUACUUCUCAUCGGAAAGAAGAUGGAAAGACUCUUUCCCAACCAUGCCGGCCAUCCUAAGAUUGUUCUGAUGGAUGGUGGAUCGGGGACGACGCUUGAGGACGAGUUUGGAUGCCGGCUGAAGAGUCAGCUCUGGUCAUCCGAGCUGCUGCUCAACCGGCCCGAGAUACUCUCGAGUCUCCAUCAUGCCUGGGAACAGGCUGGGGCCCAAAUCAUCUCAACUGCCAGCUAUCAAGCAACUCUCGAAGGCUUCAGAUCCCUGCUGUCUCAAUCUUCCAGGGGCGAAACAGAGGAGAAAGAUGUCGGAAGCGAUGUUAGUCUUCAACUACUCCGCCGUUCCGUCGCUCUGGCACGCGAUUCGUUGAGCGGCAGCAAUGCCCGAGUGGCGCUUUCGCUGGGACCCUAUGGCGCGACCUUAACCCCGGGACAGGAGUACAGCGGCUGCUAUCCGGCGCCAUAUGAUAGCGAAGAGAAGCUGGUGAAUUUCCAUUUUGACCGAUUGAUGGACUACGCUGAAGACUAUUCGACGUGGGAGAAGGUCGACAUCGUGCUCUUCGAGACGGUACCGAACCUCACUGAGGCGCGUGCCAUCCGACGCGCUUGGAAGAAAUUCGAACGGACACUCCACGCUCUCAUACGAAGAUCGGCUACUGGAGCGAACCCCGACUCAUCCUCCAAACCUUGGGUCAUCAGCUUUGUUUUCCCGACAUCCACGGGCCAGUUCCCCACCGGUGAAAAUCCUUCCCAAGUCUUGCAGGCCGCCCUAAUUACCGAUGCCGAUGCCGAGUUAGCCGAGCCUUCAGGGGUUGGAGUCAACUGCACCAAGCUUGGUAAUCUCCAACCUAUCCUCGAAGCUUGGAGGACUUCGGCGGUAGAUCACUCCAAAACUUGGCUUUGGCUCUAUCCUGAUGGUGGACCUACCUACGAUUCCGUCAAUCGGUCCUGGACUGGCUCUCCGAUCACUCACCAAGAAUGGGCAAAUCAGCUCUUUACCAUCGCAUCCAACUUUUCAGCCUCUUGGGCUGGGAUCGUCUUGGGAGGUUGUUGCAAGGCAGGAACUCCACACAUUCGUGCCCUCCAUCAGCUUCUCUCUUCGACCGCGAGGAAUGAAGAUUCUCUCAAUAACAGUGAUUAACUGCUCUUCAUUUUCGUCCUUGUUUUUUUUUUCUUCCUGCAAACAUAUCUAUCGUCUUUGUCCGCUUGACCCAAACCAAUCAAAACAGCAAAA
Puccinia graminis f. sp. tritici CRL 75-36-700-3 is the source of this 1248-nucleotide messenger RNA. RefSeq lists its product as uncharacterized. NCBI's taxonomy places the organism in Eukaryota, Fungi, Basidiomycota, Pucciniomycetes, Pucciniales, Pucciniaceae. The record is from RefSeq and is a predicted model, not a curated record. Bases 43 to 1155 code for a protein of 370 amino acids. Gene Ontology annotation, molecular function: S-adenosylmethionine-homocysteine S-methyltransferase activity. The transcript is spliced from 2 exons. Gene Ontology annotation, biological process: S-methylmethionine cycle.